AUGCAACUUUUCUGUAUCUAUUUAUGUAUCUCAUUUGUUGCUGCUGAUGAUCAAAUAACAACUUAUCUUGGAUUUUCAGCUGUUCCAGUCCAAAUACUGAAGAUGAAAUACGUUUUUUUUGUAAUAAUUUUAACCAUUUCAGUAUGUUCACCCUCCUGUUUUGGUAAUGAAUAUCAAAAGCUUCAGAAUCUGAAGAAUGUGGAAAUUCUCCGGCGGCCUAGACCUUCAACUGUAAAUAAUCGUAAGCUAACCAAGGGUAUGAUUAGUUCUCCAAGGGCAGCAUCAAUGCAAAUGGUGAAUGUGGACGAUUUUGGAGCGAAAGCUGAUGGUCGAACCGAUGAUUCUCAGGCAUUCAAGAAAGCCUGGAGCAAGGCCUGUAGUUCUUCCCAACAAAGCCUUAUUCUAAUUCCCAACAAGACUUAUUAUAUCAAUCCUAUCAACUUUACGGGUCCAUGUAAAUCUUCUCUUAAAAUGGAGAUUCGAGGAACAAUUGAAGCUUUUCCAAACACGUCAUUGUAUGAGAGAAGUCGGAGACGAUGGAUAUUCUUCGAGAAAGUAGGAAACUUUGAAGUUUAUGGUGGUGGAACCAUAAAUGGCAACGGACAAUAUGCUGACAUUUUUUUUCCUUCCUCUCUUUGGAAGCCUUGCAAUGACAAAGGCGCGCCAACGGGAGGGCGUGGAUACGCGAAGAAUAUCGUAUUUGAAAAUGUGAUGAUGCAAAAUGUGACUAAUCCCAUAAUUAUCGAUCAAAACUAUUGCGAUCAAGAUAAACCAUGCCAGCACCAGGUCUGA
Molecule: messenger RNA, 792 nt
Organism: Fraxinus pennsylvanica
Lineage: Eukaryota; Viridiplantae; Streptophyta; Magnoliopsida; Lamiales; Oleaceae
Source: the annotation of a GenBank genome assembly